Messenger RNA from Belonocnema kinseyi, 2782 nucleotides. It is a transcript of the gene Lamp1, whose product is annotated as lysosome-associated membrane glycoprotein 1-like. The coding region runs from base 234 to 1319 and encodes 361 amino acids. The transcript has 5 exons. Lineage: Eukaryota; Metazoa; Arthropoda; Insecta; Hymenoptera; Cynipidae. The record is from RefSeq and is a predicted model, not a curated record. Gene Ontology annotation, cellular component: membrane.
UUGAUUAGUUUCAAAACGCAAACGGAGGCGGAGUCGAGGAGGCUCUUCUGCUAUUUUUCUAGCUCAUUCCGCCUCUACACACAUUCACAUACUUCAUUGGAAUUCCCCAAUCUUGUAGACUUCAUUAGGCGUAGUGUGUCGUAGUUUGCGGUGUUUUUUUCUUGUUAGUGCGGUGACUGGUCUGUAGUAAUUAUUCCUAGUAGUGACUUAGUGCAAUCAUCGGCAGACUAGAAAUGAUGCUGCCAAAGGUUCUACUUUUGCUCUGCUCAGCAGUAAUACUCGUAUCAGCUGCUGAAGAUGCAGGCAGUAUAACUGCACGAGUAGUGACUACUCCAAAAGCCACGACUAGUAAAUCACCACCUGAACCUGAACCUGAACCUUCAACGACAACUGUUAAUACAACAAGCACUGCAACCCCAUCUACUACUGCCCCAACUACAAUAACAGAAUCAACGACAACACCCACAAAACCUACACCUCCAACCACCACCCCAACAUCUACUACACCAAGCACUACAACAACAGAAUCAACAACAACGCCCACAAAACCUACGGCUCCAACCACCACUCCAACAACACCUUCACCUCCAACUAGCAGCACAGUGCCCUCGACCACGUCAGGCCCUCCAACCACCAAAGCACCACCAACUCCCGUACCACUUGAAACUGGAAAAUGGUUCUGGAAUGGCACUAAUGAAACUUGCAUUGUUGUUGAAAUGGCUGUUCAGUUCGAGAUCAUGUACCCAUCGAAUAUGACGAAUAACACUUCUUCGCAAAAACUCAAUUUGCCCGCGAAGAGCGUAGCUGUUAACGGAAGCUGCAAUCCAAUGGAACAAAUCCUCACUCUUUCGUGGAAUUCAACUUUAGGAUCCGACAAUGAUUCCCUCACCAUUCAUUUCGUGAAGAAUGUUUCGAGCAAGCAAUACACUCUUCACCAUCUGGAACUCGUUAUUUUGCCACAGGAGUUGCCAAACUAUAACUCUACGUCUAACAAGACGUUGAAGUAUGUACACAUGAAGGACGAGUUCCAGACGAAAUUGAGCAACUCGUACCGUUGUGCCAAUCCGCCUAAGUUCAAUUUGACCAAUGAAGGCAGUAAUGUGAAAGUAGGAACCAUUCAAUUGAGUAACGUGCAAUUCCAAGCCUUUAGAUCUGAUAAAACCAUUAACUUCGGCCAAGCUGAAGAUUGUAUAACUGAUACCCCAGAUGUGGUGCCAAUUGCAGUUGGAUGUGUUCUGGCAAUUUUGGUAGUAAUCGUAUUGGUAGCCUACUUAAUAGGACGUAAGCGCGCACAGGCCCGUGGCUACCUCAGUAUGUAAUUCUAACUGGGAAUCCCCUUUUCAAGAUUUUAUAUUAUUAUUAAUAAAAUUAAUGUUUCUCCUGUCUGAAAUUCAACUUUACCCAAAGGCGUUACUCUGAUAAGAAAUAAUUUGAGAUUUUUUUGUAAGGGCACACAUGUUUUAAAGUGCUCACUUUAUAAUUUGUACUCCUAAUUAAUACCGAAAGAAAUCUACGCCAGUCGGUGGAUUGGUAAGCGGAAGUGAUUACUGAUUAGUCGUACGCAGCGAGAUGAUGGCUAGUGAGAAUUUAUACACCCUAAAGAGAAAUAUUCGUGUUUUGAAAUUCCAUUAUUAUAAAUUUGAUCAACUUUAAACAAAAUAUCAUUAAUUCUCUGGGGGUUUGAGAAAAGUAGAAAAAUGUUGCACUUUUCACUGUUUUUGUAAAAAGAAAAUGUAUAUGUGCGACUACUUUUAUAGUCUUUGAAGGUAUCAGUUUGGCAAAAUUUCUUGAAAUGUUUCAAAUCUUUCAAAAGUGAAAGGAAUAUUCAGAAUUGUAUAGGGAAAGAUGCCAUACUAAUGGCAAAAUAUAUUAGCUGCAUUUCAAAACACGAGCAAUGGUGUAAAGGGUAUGGAUAUACGUAAGGUGAAUUACUGUAUAAAUACAGAUACGAAGAAGCAGGAAUGUUGGCGCGAAAGUGGCGUUCGCACUCGCAGAAGAAACUGCGCCUGACAUAUCUUUAAAACACUCGUAAAUUUCUAACAUUCCCUUUCUGAGAUUUUAGCCUUCGAGUGUUUAUUCAUGAAGUUUUGUAUCGUUUUUUGAUUUACUUCGAAAUUUUAUCAACAAUUAUGUGUGAAUCUAUUCUUUGUUAAUUAUGCAUAUUAGUAAAUUAAUUUCUGUCGUCAAUUAAUUAAAUAGCUUAUUUUUUAUUAGCUAAAUUGAUGUUUGAAAUAAACGAAUUGACAGUAGAAGUAAAGUUUCUUCUGUGAAGUGUUCUUCAAAUUAAUUUUUUGUGCAUUUUGUAAACACAAGUACUGAGUUUGAACCCGAAAAUUCCGUUAAGCCAAUCUUCGAUUUCUCCGGAGUUCCGGGUGAUCCUAAUUCACUUGAUUCAACAGUCUCCCGAAAUCAAUUUGACUUGUGAUAUAGAAUAGGAACUAAUUGUCCGGAAUGGCUUUUCCAUUGAAUUUAAUUAAAUUGUGAUACGAUAUACUUUGUCCUGCUAUGCAAGUAAUCAAUUAAUCAUAAGACUCACUGAAUCGAGCGAAUGAAAGUCAUCCACGGCCAAGUGUGGACCGUAAACUUUGCGUAAAAGUAUGUAAAUAUUGAAGUAAAAUUAAAUGAAAUACAACUUUUCAAUUAAACUGCCUGUGUCAUAUUCGUGGAGUCGCUUCAGUAUCAAUAUUAUUAUUGCCAACGGCGCAGAGGUUCUUUAUUCGUUUAAGACUCCUGUAUUUGUUAUAAUAUUAAUGCAAUAAACAAUUGGAAAGUCAAUGAGAAA